Lucilia sericata (common green bottle fly) is the source of this 1118-nucleotide messenger RNA. It is a transcript of the gene Nup37, whose product is annotated as nucleoporin Nup37. The record is from RefSeq and is a predicted model, not a curated record. Gene Ontology annotation, cellular component: nuclear pore outer ring. Gene Ontology annotation, molecular function: protein binding. Lineage: Eukaryota; Metazoa; Arthropoda; Insecta; Diptera; Calliphoridae. Bases 123 to 1088 code for a protein of 321 amino acids. The transcript has 2 exons.
UUUACCAUCUCUAACGAAUUUACCGGUUUAAAAAAUAUUUGUUUGUCGCAGUUUUUUAAUUCAACUUUCAAUUAAAUUUUAAAAAUUACUAAAUUUUAUAAAGAAAAAUACCUUCAACAAACAUGAGAACUACCACACCACCCACACAAAUGCUUAAUUUUACUGAGCAAAUCAAUUGUUUCGAUAUUUGCCAAACAGACUUCGCAUCUAACCUCAUUUGUAUUGCGGCUGAGAAAAAGCUUAUUUUGGGUUUAGUGAGAUUUCCAGAAGAAUCCGAAAGUGAACAAUUUGAAUGGGAACGUUUAAAGGACAUCUACCAUGAAACUCGCUGUCAUGCCAUAUGCUUUGCACCCGAGACUUCUCUAGUGGCCAUACCCAAAACGGUGACCUUUUGUGCUGCCGGUGCUGAUUUUCUACUGCGCGUUUAUCGCACCGAUAUGCAAAAUACCGAUACUGUACAAACUUUAAAGGCUCAUACAAAUUAUGUCAAUGAUAUUGCCUGGGAUUGUGAAGGUGAGUUCUUAGCUUCUGUUAGUGAUGAUCACAGCUGUAAAAUCUGGAGUCUGGAAUCACAUUAUGAAAAUGUUAUAACAUUUUGCCUAUCAUCGGCUGGCAUGUCGGUGAAAUGGCACCCGGAAGAACCACACAAGGUUUUGGUGGCCGAAAAGAAGGGUGUAGUGCAUAUGUAUAAUGUUAAAUCACAACAGGCCAUCGUUUCGCUGGAGACACCCAAAUCUCCCCUCAUGUCCGCCGACUGGUCUUUAAAUAAUUGCCAUUUUAUAACAGCAUUAGCUGCAGGGGAGAUUAUCACCUGGGAUUUAUCCAGACGUCCCUGUUCACCAUCCGAUGUUAGACAAAUCCAUGAAGAUGGUGGUCGUGCGGUAUGCAUGUCUCCCACCUCGGAAUAUGUGGUAGCCAGUGUGGGUCGUCCUGAUAUUACCUUAAAAGUAUAUUCCACCAAAACGUCAGUGCCUUUAUUGGAGGCUCCUUUAAAAUUAUUUGCUGGCUUGUGUUGGCAUCAUCGCCUGCCUUAUGUGGCAGCCGCCUAUGAUCGUAAGUUGUGUUUUUGGAAAGUACAAUUUAAAUAGAAUUUAGUAAACAAAAAUGAAAGAAUUUUA